Messenger RNA from Bacidia gigantensis, 1203 nucleotides. RefSeq lists its product as uncharacterized. Bases 1 to 1203 code for a protein of 400 amino acids. Gene Ontology annotation, molecular function: protein kinase activity; ATP binding. The record is from RefSeq and is a predicted model, not a curated record. NCBI's taxonomy places the organism in Eukaryota, Fungi, Ascomycota, Lecanoromycetes, Lecanorales, Ramalinaceae. Gene Ontology annotation, biological process: protein phosphorylation. The transcript is spliced from 2 exons.
AUGGAGAUCACAACAACACUCAUUUGCGGAGAUGACCACGAGACCAAUGUCGUCGUCCAGAUUGGAGAGAAAUCGGGUGGAACGAUCGUCUGGAGAAUCUCGCACGAGAGCUCUUAUCGAGAAUACAUAGAAGGUCUUAUGCCAAGCGAACUUGUCCCGUCGUCUUUGAUUCUGGAUUCGCGACCAACACGAACUGCAUUCGUGUCGCUGGAAUCUCUUCGUUUCUUUGCCGUCCUCGGAGGUCGAGGAGAUACAACAAUCGUACACCUUGAGGAUGGCACGGAGCCUAAAACAACGUACGUCUACAAAGGAUUGAGCUUUCGACUCUUUCUAGAACAGGGUGCCGGCUUUGGAGAUGAGAGGCAAGCAUUUUAUCACGAAUUGGGUCUGAUUUAUUCCCUGCCAAGACACCCAAAUGUCGUCUCUCCUCCCAAUUUCCUUGUCACUACGAAAAUUCCCAUCCUCGACACGUCUUCACCGACCAAAAGUAAAACUUACGUUUGUGGAGCAUUGUAUCUUUACCUUCGAAGAGAAUCGUUGCAAGAAGCUCUCAAUAAAAGCAAUGCGACUGGGGAGAGGCUUCCACUGAUACUCAAGGCAAAAUGGGCCCGCCAGAUAGCAUCCGCAUUAGCGGCGACGCAUGUAUCCUGUCAGUAUCAUAUGGACUUGAAGCCGAGCAACAUACUCCUCGACGAUGAUGAGAACGCUGUCCUAAUUGACUGGGAGCAGUCUGGUGCCUCGCCCUUUUUCAUGGCUCCAGAAGCGGACGGUUCGUGGGAUGUCGAAAUCGAGAGGCUCCAGCCGGAUGGGAACGGGGUCUCGCAAGACAGUGCUGAGACGCCGAAGUUGAUGUAUCGAAAACACACAGGAGCGCGACGCGAAAACCACUGGAAGUGGCCUAGAUGGAACAUUUUUCCAAUAUGGCAGAUCGAAUGCCCGGCCGCGCUUCGGGCGGCUGAAGUGUACAGUCUUGGUCGAACAUUGUGGGUGAUUUUUGAGCAGCUAAGCCAGGUGUACCUGGUGGGCGAUGGAAAUGAUUUCACUCCAGGACCGAUUUCUUGGGGCUUACGUACGGCCGACAUACCUUCCCACUGGAAAGAUUUUGUCAACGAAUGUGUCGAUCCUAACCCAAACUUCCGGCCUGAUCUUGACACUGCAGUUUCAUUCUGGGAACAAGAGUGUAAAAUGUGGCAUUGCACUUAA